This is a messenger RNA of Symbiodinium natans, 2472 nucleotides long. The record is from the annotation of a GenBank genome assembly. Lineage: Eukaryota; Dinophyceae; Suessiales; Symbiodiniaceae.
AUGAAGGGGCAGCAAGGCUGCAAGCUCAAAUACUUGCGACUCGAUUUCAGCAUUCCUGGAAAAAGGGCUGCGGCUUGGGCUUGGGGGCAGGGAGCAUCUGGCAAGUCUAGGCCCAGCAAUUCUCGCGAAUUUGCAUGUUUGCGUGCAAGAUGGCAGCUGUUUGCGUCAAGGGGUGGUUUGAGAAUGCUGGUUCGUACGUUGCUGCUCGUGAGCGCCUUCCCUUGCACUGGGGAACGGCGCGAUUUGAGCACUUUGUUCAUUAACGAUGAGGGGGUUCGGCAUAAGAGUGCUUGCAGCGGCUUGUCGGAGUCGGCGUGUGCCGCAGAAGCCCAGUGUUUCUGGAAGACCAAAUGGCCUUACAAGUCAUGGUGUGAGUCUGUUUGCAAAGACUACAGCUCCGAAGGCAGCUGCCCACAUCCCCAAUGUCGCUGGGCCCGGAGUGGAUUUGGGAAAUUGUGGAAGAGUUGUGUUCCGCAGGAUUUCAGCGCAUGCCAAGCCAACCAUUGUCCCGCCGCCGACUGUGUUAAAGUACCAGGCGAGGUACCCAAAUGCUAUCCAAAGUGUUACAGGUUCGGACAUGACAAAUGUCCUGCACCCAUGUGCCGCUCUCACAAGGGUGGCCCAUGUGAGCCGGCCCAAGUGGUGAUGCAGGACUGCCUUGAUCUGAACAGGACGGAAUGUACCCUUUUGGCUCCAGAUCGAUGCGCUUGGGGAGGAGAGCCCGGAACCAUGAGAAAGCUUCUGGACAAAUUGUUCAAGACAACAGAUCCCAAAGAAGAACUUGGUUUUUGCGAAGAGGUUGGGUUUGUGGAUGCAUGGAAUAAGCUCAAAAAGGGCCAUUCGGCGGACUGGUUUGAAACUUGCGCUAGCCUCAGCACGCAUGCUUGCAGGAGUUUCACCGAACAUUGCGAAGUCAGGAAAUUUUUCAAUCGUGUUGAUCAGCGGCGAUGCACCUUAAACUGGAAGGAGGACGAGAGGGUUCAGAUUGAUGCCGUAAGCAUCCGCCUCAGGGCAGCUUUGCGCUGGAAGAAAUUCAAAGCUCACGCUGCUGAAAAGAGUUACCAGGCACUGUUCUUGUCGCUCAUGGCUGUUGGCGGACUGCUGCAGACCACAUCAGAUGUGAUUCGGUUUGUUGGAGCUUUUACAGGCCACGUGGUCGGCCUGGUUCCUUUGAUUGGGCAGCCACUUAAAAGGGUGAUCGGAGGACGGGGCGCGAGAAACGGAGUCUUUCUUCACAGAGGAGAGAAACAUGGGAUAUUUGACUAUGUUGCAGAUGGCGUUUUGCAGAUAAUGAAUGCCGGCCGCUAUGUCGUCUUUGACCCGAUCACCUCCAUGGAGGUUUCUGCAGAAGACAUGAUGAGCCGAAAAGAUGACCCCGUCGGUCUGAGCAUGAAAUGGGAGCAUGUGAUGCUUCCUUCCAUCAAGUUCUGCCAGCAGAUGUUCAACAACGCAAUGGUGCUUAGCGAAGAAACAGUCAGAGACCUUGCGAAAAAAUUGCGGGAAUCUGCUGAUAGCUGCAGAGACCGCCUGACAGAGAAUGUAGUCGGAGGAAGGAUAGGCAAGGUCAAUAAGUUCAAUGGGCAGGCUCUCAGUGGGCUGAAUGACGUGUGCGUGGAUUUGUGUAUGGCCCUGGUUGACACCUUGCACCACAACAUUGCCAACCUCAUGCUGGCAGCUGGGAUGGGGAGCAAGCCGUUGGACGAGUCCUGUGCCAGGUACGUUGUGCAACCAGUUGAAGCAGAGAUGUUGGGUUGUUGUGCCGAUCGCUGUGGCUGGACAGGCAAGUUCUGCAAAGACUGGCCCUUCAUGAGCAUUGCGUCCAAGAAAGUUUGGAUUGCCGAAUGUUGUACUGAGUACCAAGUUGUGGAAAAAUCAGAGCGUAGCCGUCUUUGCGACAGUAUCGGCAGCAAAGCCGAAAGAGAGGCCUUUCACAGAGAGGACCAGAAAGAGAAUCCUGAUGGAUACUUAGCCAGGACUGCUGGCUACACUGCAGCGAAGCGCUGGAGGGAGCUGUUUGCACCGGCAUCUUCGACUGAUUCCUUGGUGCAGACGCAAAAUGACGAUUGCGGCGAAAAGUUCAAAGACAAGAAUCACUGCGGAAAGCUAAAUGAAGACGCCGUGAGCGAGUGCACAAAUGCAGGGGGUUGGGUGCCCAUCAAGAAAGACAAGACAUCGGGAGAGUGCGAGUCUAUGUACCAGACAAUGGAGCGCAACAACUUGCACGUCUCGGUGGAACAUCCAGACGAAUGUCUCGAAGCCCUUGAGCAAGAAGACUUGUGGGCAGUUGAAUUUCAUCUGGAGCAAGUGUCUGUGGACACAAGGAAGAGUUACCAAGCAUCGUGCUACAAACACAAGAGGAGUGACGAGUUCUCGGACUGCUAUGACUGCAGCGACAAGAGGAGAUUGAAGGACAUUUCCGAGAGAGACAAGCCUGAGAGCUUGGAAGCAACAGCUUACGUGUUUCUGCAGUGA